This is a messenger RNA of Fibroporia radiculosa, 2349 nucleotides long. RefSeq lists its product as uncharacterized. Bases 1 to 2349 code for a protein of 782 amino acids. Gene Ontology annotation, cellular component: plasma membrane. Lineage: Eukaryota; Fungi; Basidiomycota; Agaricomycetes; Polyporales; Fibroporiaceae. Gene Ontology annotation, molecular function: transmembrane transporter activity. The transcript is spliced from 6 exons. The record is from RefSeq and is a predicted model, not a curated record. Gene Ontology annotation, biological process: transmembrane transport.
AUGGCUGCAUCGUUCGCGACAUACGCUUCCCAGUUUUUGACCAGGCAACAGCAAGCGGGCACAUCGAGUCUGUCUUCAUCCCAGCCUCUGUUUUUCUCGUUUUCAACCGACAACGGUUCCCGCGCAGGUAACCCGGACGAAGCCGACCUGGAUGACCUGGACGAUCCACAUCUCAAUGCCAGUGCUGCCAGUCGAGGCACGGUAAGGGGUCAGGAUGGGCAUGAGCUAGGGGAGGACGAUGAUGAUCCGUACCUCCGUUUGGACGAGGAAGACCCUGGCUUGCCUCGCUUUCACUCACAAUCGAUACCCCUGUUAGGGGCGUCGGAGGGUGAUAGUGCAAAGGGAUGGUUGGCCCAUGCGUCGCCUCUGCGAUCCCCGUCCCCGUCGCCUUCAUCCUUAUCGGCCCAGUCGGGAGACACCCCGCCGAACCUCUUCGCUCCAUCGUCCCGGCUGCAUACAGGCACAAGUCGAUUACAGCCCCCACCCCCACUACCUCCUCCUCGAACAGAGGUGACAUUAUCUCUCACGCAAUCGCUCCUGCCCCGGGACGGCCGCACGCGACCCCUAGACGUAUUCUCUCUUCCUGAUCCUCGGUACGUCUCCCGAGGUAGACGGAAGUAUCAUGACUCUACUUGGACAGCCCUUUGGUGUGCAGGACUCAGCAUAUGUCUUCUCUUCUCGAUCAUCAUCCUUUUCCUCACUCGCCGGCCCACUAACCAUCCAAGAGUCAAACUGCCUUACGUUACGCUAUUGCACACAGUUCCGCUCCUCACUAUUCUGAUUCUCCUAAGUGCUCUUGUCGCUUACACACAUGUGUUUCUCCUGCGGAUUUUCGUAAAGCCCGUUAUGAUUGCUACUUCGGUGUUCAUACCGGCGACGCUGUUCAUUUCGGCUAUAUGGGCCUUUGUCGGCAGUUUUAUGUGGAAUGGCGAUCAGGAGCCAACCUGGGGCGAGACCGUGGGGCUUCGCCUGUUUGCCUUGAUUCCGCUUGUGCUGGCUCUUUUCACAGCCCGUAAAUUGCUGGAUCUGCCUCGCGAUAUACACACCGCAUCAUCUCUUCUCACACUUACCACCCGUCUACUCAUCGCAAAUCCCUUCCUGCUGGCACUGUCACCUGCAGUUCUCUUGGCGACUCUUAUAGUUUCUAUUCCAUUUGUCACGCUUGCAUUUCGCCUGCUCCUGAUUGGAUAUUUCUCUCAUCCUUUUGGCAACACUAGUGGAUGGGAAUGGCACGUCCGCGGGUGGGCGAACUGGGCAAUUGCGGGCACCAUUGGCGUAUGGCUCUGGAGCUGGGGAGUGGCGAGAGGAUCAUUGCGCGUGACAUGCGCAGGGGUUAUUGGCGCUUGGUACUUUGCUGAUCCUACCCUUCCACUUCCUCCGCCGACUUCUACCCACACUAUUCAUGCAGCCAUCACGCGGGCAACCCAACCAUCUCUGGGCUCUAUUGUGCUCUCUGCGCUGAUCAUCGCUGGUCUUCGAUUCUUGGGCUUGUUGACCACAGGCCUCCGCGCGCUACCAUACUACUUACCCCCAUAUCUGCGCCUUCUAACCGUUGGUGCAGGUAUGGCGGUAGGUUAUCUGGAGAACGCGACUUCCUCAUUGAGCAAGUAUGCCCUUGUAUACACGGGCCUCACGGGUGACCCAUUUUUCCCGAGUGCCCGUCGCGCGCGGGCAUUGACUGCCGCGGUGGAGAACACGUCUGCAGUGAACUACAGGCGAAGAUUCAAGACAGAGCCGCCGUUGACACUCCUCACCGUUGCUCCUCUGACUCUCACGUUUCCCUUCGCUCUGGGAACGUACUUGUUUGUGGCGCACACGUUGAACGUGCCAGAGCAGGCAUUGCCCGCUGCGCUCCUCGCGGGAACUGUCACUGCCCUUGUUGGCUUGUUUUGUAUCGGGCUAGUCAGAGAUACAGCCGAUACUCUCUAUAUGUGCUACUGCAUCGACAAGGAUGUGGGAGAACGACACAGAGAUGAAGUGUUUGAGGCGUUCGAGUAUGAGAGUCGUACAAGGCCUGCACCCGCCCAGCAACAUCAGCCUACGCCACCAACACGGGACCCACCGCGACAUCGCGACCGCCUGGACGUCCAGUCUCCCCCAUCGCCCCCGCGAGCGGAGACUCCUGAUCCCUUCGAACACUCGCCGCUGGAGGAGAAUCUCCAUCGGUACCCCGAUCCGACAUCACCAACGGCUUCUGGUGGGCUCAACUCGAAGUCAAGGUUGCCUCUCAGCAGGCGGAUGAGCGGUCUCCAAGAGCCUAUGCUCAGCAGCGCUCUGCCUCCACACGAGAGCGACGAGGAAGAGGGCGACGAGGACUCGCAGCUCUUCCCUGGUUCAGAUUUGUUCUGA